AUGGAGACUCCUGGGUUGCAUUUCUGGAUGGAAGGUUCUGAUGUUACUGAUGAGGACUGCGAGGAGGAGACCUCGAGGGACUUGGAGAGAUUCAGUGGCUGGAACAUCCUGCCUGAUGUGGCCCUCCUGCACAUCUUCGGGUGUCUCCCUGAUGCUGCUCGUGGCAGAGCAGCUCGGGUUUGCCACCGCUGGUACCAAAUCAUGCGAUCACCCUGUCUGUGGCGCUGUCGCCAUUUCUGUUUUAAUGGUCAUCUCUCCAAAUACAAGCCGCCUGAGUACCAAACAGCUAUGGGCUACAUACGCAGUCUGGGGGUCUUCCUGGAAACAUUAAAUGUGACUGUGUGCCCUCCAAGAAGCCAGAUGCAGGCCAGGCGGCUGCAUAAGGCCAUUUGCACAAUGAUGAAGGAACUCAUCAGGGUAAGAGCCACCCUUAAGUCCCUGUCUCUCACCAGUCUGGAGCUGGACACGUACAGCUGGAGUCAGGAGCACAGAAGCUCUUUGGCCGAUAUCCUGAUUCAAUUCUUCAUAAAAGGGGCCUCAAAGCUCAACUUCCUUUGUCUGUAUGGAAUGAGGAAUGACGUGUCACAGGGUGUGAAUGUGCUUUGGGCCAUGCUAAAGUACCAGCAAGAUCUUUCUCCUCAUGGCAGCCUCUCUUCUUUAGACUUGAAAGAUUUUUUUUCUACUCAUCUUCCAGUCCGGUUCAACUGUAUGCCCUACGUCCUGCGUCAGCUGCAGGGCCUCACCUACCUGGGCUUGAGCUACUCCUGCCUGUCAGAUGAGCUGAUAAUGGAGCUCUGUCAGAGUCACAGAGGAGCGGGGUACACCUCUGGCAGAAGUGGAAGCAACCUGCAAACACUGGAGUGCACUCUGAGUGAGCUACCGAAGCUGGUUUGCAGCCGAUCAUGGGCAACUCUGGCAUCCAGCUGCCCGGACCUGGAAGUCCACCUCUCAGUGGAAAAAGUUAUCACCACGGACAGCCUGGCACAGAUCCUACUGCCUGAAAUCCCCCUGAGAAAUUUCCAAAUGACAGCUUUCUACUACCCCAAUGAAAACUUUAGCAUCCGGCCUCUCCUCUGUCACAUGCUGCCUCUAUACGGACACUGCCUGCAGUAUCUGGCCCUGGAUGUGUGCAAUCGUUUUGAAUUGGUGGAUGAGGAACUGCUGAGGCUGGUCUCCAUGUGCAAGCGUCUGGUGGAUCUGAAAGUCAGGGCUUUCAUGGACGUCUUCACCGUGGGGAGACUGCUAGGCAUGAGGCUGAAACAAAGGUCCUUACUGAACAAGAUCAAAGUGAAAAUCUACUCACAGAGGAUCAACAUCACAGAGCAGGAAGACGAUCUGAAGAAAGUGCUGUCUUUCUACAAGCAACAGUUCCCUCCUGAGCUGCAGGUUCUGGCUGAUGUCAUCCCCGUUUUGUGA
This is a messenger RNA of Nematolebias whitei (Rio pearlfish), 1416 nucleotides long. Its product is annotated as F-box only protein 39-like. Gene Ontology annotation, molecular function: protein binding. NCBI's taxonomy places the organism in Eukaryota, Metazoa, Chordata, Actinopteri, Cyprinodontiformes, Rivulidae. The record is from RefSeq and is a predicted model, not a curated record. The coding region runs from base 1 to 1416 and encodes 471 amino acids. The transcript is spliced from 6 exons.